Molecule: messenger RNA, 1202 nt
Organism: Alternaria alternata
Lineage: Eukaryota; Fungi; Ascomycota; Dothideomycetes; Pleosporales; Pleosporaceae
Exons: 5
Coding region: 1-807 (268 amino acids)
Source: RefSeq, a predicted model, not a curated record
AUGUUCGGUCUAAGUUCCCACCACGCCGAACUCUUUAUGGCCCAUCUCGUCAGCGGGGUAAUCGCAGGCGUCGCAGUCGCCACCCGCAUAUGCGUCAAGAUGAAGACAAAACAAGGCAUCAGAGCGGAUGACAUGCAUUCCCAUGUAGACGACAUAGAGGUCACAGCGACGGAAGAAUCUCUCGUGCCUUCGCCGGUAUACCGCAAGGAUAUGUUUGCAGCGAUCAUGCUUGCCAUGACCGCUCAGUAUACAUGCAAGAUAUCGAUCCUCCUCUUCUACCGCCACAUCUUUUUCGCUAGCGAUUUCCAUCGAGAUGUAUCGCUAGGCCUCAUAGCCUUCACAUCGACCUGGUUGAUAUCUGCCAUCGUGGCCCUACUACGCAUCUGCCGGCCGCUCAAGCUCGUUUGGUUACCAGAAGAACAGCAUGAUGGAGCAAAAUGCGGGAAUUGGGUAGCGAUGGUAUUUUCUGUCCUCCUCGUAGAUGUGCUCACAGAUGUAGCCAUCCUCCUUUUGCCCAUUCGAACAGCAUUCACUCUUCAAAUGCCACUGCGAGCAAAGAUUGGCGUCGCAUCUAUAUUCGCACUGGGGGAUCCUCGUGAGAUCUACUUCCAUCGAGCAGAACUCUGGACGACUAUUCACCUAUGUACCGCCAUCUUGUGUGCUAGUGUACCCAUAUACAAGCCACUAUGGACGUCCAUCUCAACAAAGAUAAGGCGCAGGGUGAUGGGCGUACUGCUGCGGCCUGAGAAAGACAACGAAGAUGCUGUACAGUUGAGUAAGGCCGCUAGUGUAGGCCAUGAUAGAUGAGGCUGGGAUUACUCGGUAGCGAUCAAUGUAGCCCUGAGAGCGUUUCAGCAUUCCAAAUAAACUACAUGAAGUGAGAAAGGGUCUUGAUCAAUUCUUGGAGCAGCUUGUAUUCUCCAAAUUGUUGUUGUUCUUGUGAACGAGAGUUGUAUGGAAACUAGGUCGUUGUCAAGCUUCUCGCGCCUUACCGUUUGAGGGUAAGCGUUUUUGGUAAAUUUCCACAGCCAGCUAUGUGACAGAUAACACACGAACCUACGGAAAACGUCCGCAUCACUUGAAAGCUACGCUCAGUUUACAUGAAUUGUGUCUUUCGUGGCAUAUAUCUCAUUAUCAUGACAAAAGGAAAUGUAGCUAUUCAUGGUGGCGUGUCAUAAAGCCGAAACGUCAGGACGCCGCCC